Molecule: messenger RNA, 2604 nt
Organism: Sinocyclocheilus anshuiensis
Lineage: Eukaryota; Metazoa; Chordata; Actinopteri; Cypriniformes; Cyprinidae
Product: 3'(2'),5'-bisphosphate nucleotidase 1-like
Exons: 10
Coding region: 88-1092 (334 amino acids)
Biological process (GO): phosphatidylinositol phosphate biosynthetic process
Molecular function (GO): 3'(2'),5'-bisphosphate nucleotidase activity
Source: RefSeq, a predicted model, not a curated record
GUACACGACGGUACGACGUCUUCCUGUCCCACAGUGCAGCUGAACUCUGGAGCCCCGCUGGACACGGACUGCGAUUAAACUGGUGUCAUGGCGAACAGACCUGCAGUGCUGAUGCAGCUGGUGGCUUCAGCCUACGCCGUGGCCGAAAAGGCUGGAACUAUUGUCCAGAAAGUGCUUCAAAGUGGAGAGCUGGGUAUCGUUGAAAAGUCAGGAGCCAAUGAUCUACAGACUCUGGCUGACAGGCUUGUUCAGAAGAGUAUAUGUGCAUCCCUGUCGAAAAGCUUCCCUAAAGUCACUAUCAUCGGGGAGGAGGAAUUACCAGCUGAGGCUGUUGAAGAGGACCUGAUAGAGAACGGACAAAGCAGCCUAAUUCUACAAAAAUCUUGUCCGGAUCAGUAUGCCAGCCUGAAGGAGGAAGAGCUGGUUGUGUGGGUGGACCCUCUUGAUGGCACUAAAGAAUAUACAGAAGCUGCAAGGGUUUUGUACAGCCCAGUUUACAUACAGAAGCCAGAGCAGCCCUACAGAGCCCCUAAUCGGCUCUUGGAUCAUGUGACCGUACUAAUAGGCAUUGCUUAUGGAGGGACAGCCAUUGCUGGAGUCAUCAAUCAACCCUUCUACAACUACCAGGUCCAACCAAUGGGGGCUGGUGCUUCUUUGGGCAGAACAUUAUGGGGAGUACUGGGUUUGGGCGCAUUUGGGUUUCAACUCCAGGAAGUCCCAGAUGGUAAAAGAAUCAUCACUACUACACGGUCCCAUAGCAAUAAACUUGUGAUCGACGCAGUGCAAGCCAUGGAGCCUCAUGAUGUCAUCAGAGUGGGAGGGGCUGGGAAUAAGAUCAUCCAGCUGGUGGAGGGAAAGGCCUCUGCUUAUGUGUUUGCCAGUCCAGGAUGUAAAAAGUGGGACACAUGUGCACCUGAAGCAAUUCUGCACGCAGUUGGAGGCAAACUGACAGACAUGCAUGGUAAUGCAUACACAUAUGAUGCCAAUGUGAAGCACAUGAACUCUGCUGGAGUGCUAGCAGCACUGAGGAAUCAUGAGUACUAUUUAAGCAGAGUGCCACAGGCUGUCCUACAGGCUCUUCCUUCUAACUGAACCAUUACAAGAUAUGAAGUCGUACUCUAAACCGUUGUGCCUCAAAGCUGAUAUGUCCUUGCCAUAAAAUCUUCAUUCAUAUAAAAACAAAGAUGAUUUAGUACCGUUUUUAUUUUAACUUUUAUUAUUUCUUCGAUUUAACUUAACUAAAAUUUAAAAUAGUUAAUUAUUUACUGAGGACAUUCACAAUAUGUUUUGAUCCAUUUUCAUUAGGGGACCAAUUUACAUGUUUCUUAAUGUUUAUUAUAAUAUAGCAUGCAGGUCAUUUAACUCAAAAUAUAUUAUACAUUUAUAUAUAGAUGUCCUACUGCAUAUACAUGGUAAUGGUCUUAACCAUUAAAGUUUUUUUAAUUCUAUGUUUGUCCAUUAUUCUGGCUGUCUACACUUUUAGAGAAUAGGAGAACAUGAAUUCUUGUCUGACAGCAUUUAUUAUUGUCUUUACAUACUACUGUCUUACAGCAUUGUAGGUAAACAGAAGAUGCAUUGGAGUUAAACAUUCAGAAUAGUAACACUUAAAACCAGUGUUUUGUGUUUUCAUUGCUAUAGCUAGGUAUUACAUUUAAAAUUAUUUAUGUUCAACUUCAUUGUGUUGAAAGUUGCAUGAGGAAAGUCUGCACUACCCUGCUACUGUGAAAUGUAUUUUCCAUUUAAGGGUAUUUGACCGUUUUGCAUCACCAACCAUAACCAAAACAUUACACCUGACACAACAGAAGUGCAUUAAUAAAAUUAAAUGGUUGACAACCAGGAUUGAUUAUGCAGCUAUAUUUGCAAUAUUUAGUUUAAAGUCUUCCUAUAUCUACUUAUAAACCAAUUUGAUUGAAAACAAGACCAAAAGUUGGAUGAGAAAUAAUCUUUAUUUUAAAUAAUAGACUUCUUUAUUGAAGCAUCAUUGUAAUGAAAUGUCCAAAAACACUUGAAAAUGUGCCAUGAAAACAACAACAACAAAAAAGUGCUAAUCAUAUUUUUAGUAAUGCAUGAUAUGAAAAAGGCUUACCCGAGGUGUAAUGCUGUCAGAAGCGUCUUUCCAUAUUCGAUAAGCAGACCCGAUGGCAGCUUACAGGCCAUCUGUUCAGCAGUUCCAAGACAUGGAGACUUAAAGACACAGUUCACCCGAAAAACAUUCUCAUCGUUCACUGACAGCUUGUGUUGUUCCAAACCUGCAUGUGGAACACAGAAGGAUAAAUGUUGAUAAAUGUACUGGCCAGUGUACUCCACAUGAUGUAAGUGAAUGGAGAUCCAGCCAGUCAAGCUCCAAAAUGAACAAAAGAUAAGUAAAUAAAUCAAAUAAAAUUAGAAGCUACAUAAUAUGACUUAGAUCUACAUCCCAAGUCCUCUGAAGUGAUACAAUAGCCAUAUACAAAAAAAAAACAUCCAAAUUUAAGUCACUAUCUACUUUGAAUCUAAAGAGAACUGGUCACAUCAAGGAUGUCAUAUCUUAAAUGUGACAUAUUUGAACUGAUUGUGGACAGCAGAUGACUGUCAAUGAAUAAAUUAAAUAUCACUGUUCAGUGA